Molecule: messenger RNA, 879 nt
Organism: Phytophthora sojae
Lineage: Eukaryota; Oomycota; Peronosporomycetes; Peronosporales; Peronosporaceae
Exons: 5
Coding region: 1-879 (292 amino acids)
Source: RefSeq, a predicted model, not a curated record
AUGACGGCGCACGAUGUCGAAGCGAAGCCGCGCAAGGCCAUGAACCCGGACCGCCUCCGCAAGCUCAUCGACUCGCCGAGUAUCGCGAAUGCAACUCGUGACGUCCCCAUGGCGAUCGCCAAGCGGCAGACUUUAGUCACCUCGUGGAACGGGGAGCAGUGCGACGUCCGUCCAUUUGGCAAACUGGCAGCUCCAGCGCACGUCGUUCUGGCCAAAGACCUCCGAGAGUGCGCAAUUGGCGACGGAAAACCCGUUGCAGUGGUGCCCAGCGGCCUGCAAAUGAGCGAUGAUCAAGAUGGAUUUACCGCUCCGUUGUUGGCCAAGAAGGAAACUUUCGCUCAUGCUGCGGAGAUUGAGCACCGGGUUGUACCCGGAUCCGUGAUGUUGAGUGAAGGUAUCAUGACCCCACAGCAACGACGAGAGCGACUGCACUUUGAGACGGACCAUCUUCACGCCAAACGCGCUCUGCAUCGAGCUGACAUGAACGACCGCAGACUACACCAGAUCAUGUGCGAGCGACACUCGACGUCGGACGUGUUGGGGGCACAGCAACAUGCGUCAAGUGCAACAAGAGUCCGAGGUGAAGCAUAUAAGCCGGAUCUGUUAAGUCACGAUGCAACUGGAGCUUCUCGACGCGAGUACCAGAGCAAGAACUGCGAGGCAAACCCGCGGUUACGGCACCACGACAGACUUUUCAACGAGACUCCGCUCAAUUGGAACCAGCAAAGAGCGCAACAUUUACGCAACGAAAGCACCGGCGGACGUUCGUACGACAUCGUGAAUGGAGGCAGGGUGGAGUAUUACCCGCCUACCAUCCCGGAGAAGCAACACCAGUGGCAAACCCACCCAUCCGUUGGCAUCCAUCGAUACACUCGCUAA